Brassica oleracea var. oleracea is the source of this 1146-nucleotide messenger RNA. RefSeq names its product probable serine/threonine-protein kinase clkA. The record is from RefSeq and is a predicted model, not a curated record. The transcript is spliced from 2 exons. Bases 1 to 1146 code for a protein of 381 amino acids. NCBI's taxonomy places the organism in Eukaryota, Viridiplantae, Streptophyta, Magnoliopsida, Brassicales, Brassicaceae.
AUGUCAACUCACCUCAGAAACAAGAUUGCAAAUUUUCAGCAGACAGGAUCAGAAAGAUUUCACGAAGCUUGGGAGCGCUUCAGAGAAUACACUACAAACUGUCCACACCAUGGUUAUACUGAUGUCAACCUGCUGAACAUCAUUUACAAUGGAGUUUGUGAGAAAUACCAAAACGCCAUGGACACUGCUAGUAAUGGCGAUUUCAUGACCAAGACUGUGGAAGAAGCAUAUCUUUUGAUUAACAACCUUGCGUCUAGUCAAGCGAAUCGUAGGUCAGACUAUGAACGCUCUGGGAGAGGUUCAAGCUCUGAUUCUCAGAAGAUCGAUGAGCUGACUGAUGUUAACUACAUUGGUGGUCAAGGAAAUUACAACCAAGGCUUAAAUCAAAUUUUCAGGAACCAGCAGCAUUUGCUAUCUUACCGGAACAACAAUGUGGAAAAUCCACAAGAUCAAUUCUACCCUCAACAAGGUAAUAAACAGAGUCAAUCCCAGAGCAGACCCUUAGCGCAGAAUCAGAGUGUUUUCAAUCAAGGGUAUCAGAACAGAAACCAAUUCCAAGGGAACAACUCUGGCAACAACGGUUUUCAGCAGAAGCAGCAGUACGGAAACUUCCAGGCUCAUGGGAAUGCAUCUACCUCUCAGUCCUCUCAAGACAGUGAAAUCAAGCAGAUGUUACAAAUGGUGCUAGAAGAACAGAAGAGAAGCACUUCAGAAAUCAACAGCAAGGUCGACAACAUGUACGGAGAUUUGAAUGGGAAAUUCGAAGCUUUGAACACCCACAUGAAAGUUAUAGAGACACAAGUUGCUCAAGCUUCAUCAGCGAGUAGAGCACCACCGGGUACCCUACUAGGCAAACCAGAGGUGAAUCCUAAAGCUCAUUGCAAUGCUGUCUCGGCCAGAGAGGAUGAGGAGGCUGAAGAAUCUGAAGAUGAAACUGAAAAGAAGUUUGUUGAGAAUGGAACGAUCAAUCCCCUGCCUAAGUCUGUCGAGCCCGAGAGCAGUGUGAAAAGUCAUGCUUCUACUUCAUCUGAGCGAGUGUAUGUACCAAGAAUCCCGUACCUUGUUGUGCCACAACAUUUGAGAGAGCCUAUCAACAAGAAGACACUAGAAAAUAAUGAAAAGGAUCCCUUCUACCAUGUCAUUUGA